This is a messenger RNA of Propithecus coquereli (Coquerel's sifaka), 852 nucleotides long. It is a transcript of the gene SIGLEC6, whose product is annotated as sialic acid binding Ig-like lectin 6. Gene Ontology annotation, cellular component: plasma membrane. Gene Ontology annotation, molecular function: sialic acid binding. Gene Ontology annotation, biological process: cell adhesion. NCBI's taxonomy places the organism in Eukaryota, Metazoa, Chordata, Mammalia, Primates, Indriidae. The record is from RefSeq and is a predicted model, not a curated record.
AUGCACGGGUUUCUGUGGCUCUGUGCACAGCGUGGAGCCCGGGAACCCUCUGCCUCAGAGACGCUGCCGCCCCUGCUGCUCCUGCUGUGGGCAGGGGCCCUGGCUCAGGAUCCGAGAUUCCUGCUGGAGGCGCCGGAGUUGGUGACGGUGCAGGAGGGCCUGUGCGACUUUGUGCGCUGCUGGGUCACCUACCUCCGGUACGGCUGGACUGACUCUGUCUCAGCUUAUGGCUCCUGGUUCCGGGAAGGGGCCGAUAUACAACAGGACGCUCCAGUGGCCACAAACAACCCAAUGCUAAAGGUGGCGGAGGAGACCCAUGGCCGAUUCCACCUCCUGGGGGAUCCGGGGAGGAACAACUGCUCCUUGAGUAUCAGAGAUGUCAGGAGGAGCGACAAUGGGUCAUACUUUUUUCGGGUGGAGUGAGGAAGGAUAAAAUGGAACUAUGUACGAAACAAGCUGUCUGUGCAUGUGACAGCCCUGAACCACAUGCCCCACAUCCUCCUCCCGGGGACCCUAGAGUGCGGCCGCCCCAGGAACCUGACCUGCUCUGUACCCUGGGCCUGUGAGCAGGGGACGCCCCCCAUCUUCUCCUGGAUGACAGCUGCCUCCACCUCCCUGGGCCCCAGGACCACCUUGUCCUCGGUGCUCACUCUCACCCCACGGCCCCAGGACCACGGCACCAACCUCACCUGCCAGGUGAAGUUCCCCGGAGCUGGUAUCACCACGGAGAGAAUCACUCAAUUCAAUGUGUCCUGGCCCGUGGCACAGGUGGUUCUGGUGGCCACUGGGGAGGUGGCUGUGAAGAUCCUGCUCCUCUGCGGCUGCCUGAUCUUCCUCAGUUCCUUCUCCUGA